Messenger RNA from Penicillium canariense, 2241 nucleotides. Its product is annotated as phosphatidylinositol-3-phosphatase YMR1. NCBI's taxonomy places the organism in Eukaryota, Fungi, Ascomycota, Eurotiomycetes, Eurotiales, Aspergillaceae. The transcript has 3 exons. The record is from RefSeq and is a predicted model, not a curated record. Bases 1 to 2241 code for a protein of 746 amino acids. Gene Ontology annotation, molecular function: phosphatase activity. Gene Ontology annotation, biological process: dephosphorylation.
AUGGAGAGAACACGGGUUGCCAAGGUUGACAAUGUGAGCUUGGCUCGCCGUGGAGACCAAGUCGACGGCGCCCUCCACCUCACCCCUCACCACCUAAUUUUCUCCCACACUCCCCUAAUUUCGAGCGAAGACGCGGCCAAGGGCGUGGCCAUCAGACCGAAGGAGCUCUGGUUUACCUACCCGAUCAUCUCUUUUUGUACCUUGCGACCGGCCCCCGCGGCGUCCCGCCAGCUCUCUUCCAUCCGCCUGCGGUGCCGAGACUUUACAUUCGUGUGCUUCUAUUUCACCAGCGAGCAGAAGGCCAAGGAGGUCUUCGAUAGUAUCAAGCUAUGGACAUGCAAAUCGGGUCGACUGGACAGGCUCUAUGCAUUUAGCUACCAGCCACCGCCGCCGGAGAAGGAGUUCAACGGGUGGGACUUGUAUGACCCGCGCAAGGAGUGGGAGCGCCAGGGUCUCUCCAAAGAGACCUCGGCAUGGCGGGUCUCCGAGAUCAACACCGAUUAUAGUUUCUCCCCAACAUACCCUGCACUGAUCCCAGUGCCUUCCGCGAUCUCAGACAAUACACUGAACUAUGCCGGGCGAUAUCGCUCUAGGCAGAGAAUCCCUGCAUUAACAUACCUUCACCCCGUGAACAAUUGCAGUAUCACCAGGAGCUCGCAGCCCCUCGUUGGUGUGCGACAGAACCGCAGUAUCCAGGAUGAAAAGCUCUUGGCGGCUAUUUUCUCGACUUCCCGCUCAGAACGGCCGUUGGCCAACUUUGCGAAAUCCACUCUAGACCGGGAGGCCUCCGAUUCAAGCCAUGAUAGUGGAUCGACGACAGACCUUGACGUGUCAAACGCCGAGGAGAUCGAAGAUGAGAUGUUGGCCGCUGCCCGCGAAGCUCAUCCUGAGGAACGUGCGAUCUAUGGUGCUCAACAGCAAAACUUAAUUGUCGAUGCUCGCCCAACCGUCAAUGCUUUUGCUAUGCAAGCUGUUGGACUGGGCUCCGAAAAUAUGGACAACUACAAGUUUGCCACCAAAGCCUAUCUAGGGAUUGAUAACAUUCAUGUAAUGCGUGAUUCAUUGAACAAGGUUGUUGACGUUUUGAAAGAGACGGAUGUCACCCCGCUCGGGCCCAACCGCGACCAGCUUGCGCGGAGUGGCUGGCUCAAGCAUAUCGCAGGCAUCUUGGAGGGCUCGGGGUUAAUCGCUCGUCAGGUCGGCCUUCAACACUCCCAUGUCUUGAUUCACUGCUCCGACGGCUGGGAUCGGACCAGCCAGCUCAGUGCUUUGAGUCAAAUAUGCUUGGAUCCGUACUUUCGAACUAUGGAAGGCUUUAUGGUCCUGGUUGAGAAAGACUGGAUGUCCUUUGGACACAUGUUCCGACACCGAUCAGGCCACUUGAAUAGCGAGAAGUGGUUCCAGAUUGAGAACGAGCGCGUUGGAGGUGACGCAGAAGGUGGCGGCGCAGGCCCUGCCAAGGCGAUUGAAAAUGCCUUCCUGAGCGCCAAGGGUUUCUUCAAUCGGGAGAAUACGAGCCGGGACUCCUUGCCUGAUUCUGAAGGGGAGCUGCAGAGCUAUGACUCCGAUAGCCCAACCAAAAAGCCGAGCUCUGCGCCUCGCAGCAUUGUGUCUGAGAAAGAGAUCACCAAGGUGAAGGAGACCAGUCCUGUUUUCCAUCAGUUCCUCGACGCCACCUACCAACUGCUGUAUCAGCAUCCGACGCGCUUCGAGUUCAAUGAAAGGUUCCUUCGACGGCUCCUCUAUCAUCUCUACGCCUGUCAGUUCGGGACAUUUCUCUUCAACAAUGAGAAAGAGCGUGUAGAUGCGAAUGCACGAGAACGAACCCGAAGUGUGUGGGACUACUUCCUUGCACGAAGGGAGCAGUUCACCAACCCACAAUAUGAUCCCGUCAUUGAUGACCACCAGCGUGGGAAGGAACGACUGAUUUUCCCUCGGGUCAAGGAGACUCGCUGGUGGAGUGAAGCAUUUGGCAGGUCAGAUGCCGAGAUGAAUGGACCUUUCACGUCGGCAAGUAGAGGUAGUGAGAGUCCUGGCUCAGGUCGAGCCCCCAUCUUGACUGGAAUUGAAACAUCUCAGCACUCGGUUGGGACGGAGGUUCCAGGAACAAGUAUGCAGACUGCGGCAGCAUCUGGUAUCGCUGCUGUUACUGCUGGAAUAUCCAAUCUUGGAACACCGAAAGAUCAGAAGGAUGAGUCUAAGGGGAGAAAGGCUCGAGGGAUGGAGGUAGAAUUGCAGUGA